Molecule: messenger RNA, 2982 nt
Organism: Saccharomyces eubayanus
Lineage: Eukaryota; Fungi; Ascomycota; Saccharomycetes; Saccharomycetales; Saccharomycetaceae
Gene: AHK1
Product: Ahk1p
Exons: 1
Coding region: 1-2982 (993 amino acids)
Source: RefSeq, a predicted model, not a curated record
AUGGGCUCCGUCUCACAUAAUCAAUUUUAUGAGUGUGGAUCCAAAACUUUACCUCAAGACAAAUUCUCGAUCGAAAAGUAUGAAACUCAAUUGUUCCAAUCGCUAAACAGAUUUAUUGGUUUCAUAAAUAAUGCUGAUAAAUCCGUUGGCAGUAAAGAGCAAAACACUAAAUUUUGCAAGACAUCCUCCAAUUUCCUUCGCUUGAAGCUACUGACGAUUUUGCGACAAUGGUGUGAUUGCCCUCAAAAUAAGUAUACCGUAGAAAAUCGAGAUGUUUUAAUCCAAUGGUGGGUGACGCUCUUGAAUUUUUUGAACUCUGACACUUCUCUUCAAAUGGACGCUACCCUUGAGUUCAGCUUAAGCAUAGAAUUGACUUCGGUGUGUCUCGAGUGUGUUAGCAGACUAACGACUAUACUAAUAAUACUACCUAUUCAUCCUCAUAGAGAUAUGGAAGUUUAUUCGCAUCACCUUUUAUUAACCAUUCAUUGCAUAACAAAUAAACUGAUUUUAAUUUCCAAGAACACUAAAAAACUAAGUCGUACAGAGAGUAAUGAUAAGUCAUCUACAAAUGACAAAAAACUGCAACACCUCAACAGGUACUCUUCUUUAUUACGAUCAUUUAUUGGGAAACUGAACGCAUACGCAUUUUUUUAUUUACCGGAAGAGUUACAUUUUGAUACGAUUUUAUUGUUAACCGUUUCUCCGCAGAUAUCUUCAAGUGUUCAAACAUGUUUGUUCCCAUGGAAAAACAGGCAUUAUACAUUUACUAGUGAUCAAGAACAAAUUAUUCGUUCUGAAACAUUUGAAAAUAAAGAUACCAAAUUCUUCAAAAUUAUCGUGUCUUACAUUAAAAACGAUUUUAUACUUAUGUCGUUCUAUUGGCACUACUGGUAUAUUAUACUUCAAUUUAUUAAAAUUCCCGAUUCAAAUUUUGAACUUGGGAAAUCGACAUUACCAUGCAUACCUGGGUCAGAAAUUCUCUUAACGCAUGUAACAACUAGAUUUUUGAAUUCAGAUUUGAACAAAUUCACACGGAUCAUCAAGCAAACACCGAAUCCGAGAAUUGUGAAUGAUAGUUUAACAGAGUCUCAUCCAAAUUUUAGAGCGCUGAGUGGUAAUAACAACGCCUUGAUUACUUCUGAAAAGAUCAAUGAUUACAUAUUUUCCAACUUCAAAACAAUCAAGUUAUGGGAAUGCUUGAGAAGCCUUUCAGGUUGCAUUUCCAAAGAGGACCACUUUGAAUAUCUAGAAAAUAUGCUAUCCUUGCACGAGUCCUCAUUGGUAGAUUAUGUAUCGACUAUUUCAGCAUACGAUUACGUUGCGGCAAACGUCAUUUACAAUAAGAUUUUACAAUUUAUUGUUUUCCAGUUUGAAACUUUACCUUCUUUAAAAUUCAUUCAAUGGGGGCCGUGGUACAAUGGGCUUUUGAGUAUGUUGAAGACUAAAAAUGUUAAUUGUCAGACCGUUUCACUGUUGUGCCUUUUCAACGUAUGGAGGCAUGUAUCUUUUGAAGAACGGGAAGAGAUAACUAAAAGAUUACUCGAAGACUUUUGGGUAUCUCUAACCUUUGACAAUGAAUUUCCUUUGAUUAGAAUCUUAUUCAUGAAAUUGUUGGUUUUCAAAAUCGUUCCAAAUAUUCAAGACUCUAGCCCAAGUCUUCAAGAAUCCGGCGUUAUAAGAUCGUUACCGUAUAAAAAAAUUAGAGAAUUAGAUGAAGAGCUAUCAUCAAACAAAGAAAGCCUGCUUUUAAUGCAGCACUAUUAUUUAAGUGAUGUUGUGGCGCACAGAAAAAACGCUCUGAUUUUCAAUGGUAAUUCACAUUUGAUGAUGGUCCCCCAAAAGUCAAAUACAGAGGAUCAGUUAGUCUAUAAGAUAAACCACGAUAAAAAACUAAGAAUAGAAAAGUUUCCUACAGUUAGUUCAGUGGCAAAUACAAGGCCAAACGUAAUUUUGAAAAAUGGCAAAUACGUUUAUGACGUUUUGGAUGAAAUGGCAAGUAAAGCCGCCUAUUUACUUGCCGAAAAGAAAACUAAACUGAGUUUAAAAAAAAAUCAUAAAACUAUAGACGGUAGUGAAGACGAUCAGGAAGGCGAAGGUGAGGAUGAGGAUGAGUAUCCAGAAGAUAAUGGUACCCGUAAGAAAAAGACAAAGGAACGUAGUAGCUCCUUAUCAGCAACGUUCAAUUCCUGGCUAUCCAAAUUCUCUAUAGCUUCAGAAGAAUCACAGAAGAAAAAGGAGCGGGAAAGUGAAUUGGAUAUUGACUUUGGGGAUGAUGAGGAUAAUAUUGAUUUCUCAAAAAAUACACCAAAGAGGUCAUCUAGUAAUAUUUUUAAACACGGUAACCAUUCAGGGUCAAUAACAUCCUCUAAUUCAAGUGUCAAACUCAACAAGGUGCGGGAGAAUACAUUAAUUGGUCCACCAGAACUAAGGUAUUCCAACGAAAUUAAAGAGUAUAAUAGCAUUACGACGAUAUUCAAGCUGGUGUUCAUUCAAACCAAUAGAAAGAUGGUUGAAAAAAUAGAUAUUGCGAACAUGAAAUGGGGGACCAUCCACGGAGGCAGUAAGUACAUGAAGCCUCUCCCCGUUCCGAAGGACAUGAUAGUUGUUAAUUCCGGUAAAAAUGAAAUUGAGACGAAUGACCUCAUUUUAGCUGAUGGCAAGGAUCUGGAUAUUGAAUUACCGGUACCUGACUUUAGUAUAUUUGGUGAGCGUAAGGAACAUGAGCACGAAACACCAGUGAAAAGUGCUCCAAAUUUGGAAGAGUCGGAAGGUUGCAGCGAGGAGGAUAUUGUGGUUUGGAAACAGAAUCAAGAGAUGAGGUUGAGGACGAGAAUACAAAAAAUUUGUGUUGUCAUUGAGACGUUCAAUGCUACAGUAAGAGAAUAUUUCGAUUUUUCUAACAGAUUGGAGCAUGAAAGUAUAUUUAUAGAUUUCGAAGUUAGAAAGCCUAGUAGCAAUAGUUCUAUUAACAUUAAAGUCUGA